UAACCGGCUACUAUCACCUGUUGCAAGUCGACCACAGCCAUACGUACGUGUAGGCCCGCUCUUACCUAAAGCCCCGCGAACGUGGAAAAAAGUGCGCGCGAAAUUUUUGGGAAUUUUUGACAUGUGCGGUUGUGUUUUUUGAAAAAACGGGCACGUUUCAUUCUUUCUGUUUUGAGAACGCAGACGGUAACAUGUAGAUAUAUUCGGUAAUAAUUUGUUAAGACUGUUUUUAAUUGUGAUUUUUGAACGUUUCUCGCGUUUGUGAUAUUUAUGUUCGUAUUUUAAGUUUUUUGACGUGUUUUUCUAUUAUUAUGGCGACCCACAAACAAUUGGAGGACGAGUGGAAGAUUAGUCUUAGGGAGGAUCCUUGCAUGUGGACUGAAGAAGAUCUCCAACUAGCUGCCGAGCUAGGAAAAACCCUUUUAGAAAGAAACAAAGAGCUCGAAAAUGCUCUCAGGCAAAGCCAAAUUAUUCGUGAUGACCAAGCUCAAGAGAUUAUGUAUCUCAACAAACAAACUAUUGCCUUGCGGGAAGUGAACGAAUCUCGGCUCAAGAUCUACGAACAGCUGGAGAUCAGCGUGAACGACUUGGAGAUAGUUAAGCACAAGUUGGGCAUCGACUAUGCGAAUGAGAAGAAGAGAACGAAGAACCUCUGCGUGACGAUUGAUAAUUUGGAGGCGAAGAACAACGAGCUGUUAAGCAAGAUCGACGACUUGUCGUUGCAGAUAGACCUAUUGAAGAAGAAGCUGGGACGGCAGGCUGAACACACCUCCACCCCACUCACGUCUCCAAUGUCCUCGAAGCAUUUCGGAAAUGGAUUCGGAGGAUCGCAACCGGCUAGCCCGGAGGCUCCUUCUUCUUCGCGAGUUAAUGACAGCUUCUCGACACCAAAAAAAGGAGACAAAAAGACUGAAUCCAAUGUAGAAACCUUGACGGAAGCGAUCUCAGUGGAUGACUCGGACGCACUUGAAGAAGUUUCCAAGCUACUGGCGCAGCUCAAGGAAGUUAAGUUGGCUCACACCAAGGAGCAGAGGAAAGUGGCCGAUUUGGAGGAGCAUCUUGACGCUCUUCAACAUCAGAACCGUGCUUUGGAGAACCAGGUCUUCCAAUUGCAUCAUAAAGGGGAUGAUUUCAAGAGUAUCCAUGAGGAGAUUUCACUUUUGGAAGAAGUCAGAAAAGGCCAAAUUUGCAGUCGAUGCCUCACGGAUCUCGAAUUUGUGGAACAACAAUCCCGAUUUGAGGACACUGAAGAAUUUGAAGAACCAAUACCGGAUGAUGAUGAUUCUAGUAUCCUCGAAGAACUUAUGAAUGCAACACCACCAUAUAUAUCUAAAUUCGAAUUAGAAGUAGAUGAUUACAAAGACACGCCACCACCCUCGAAAGAGUCACCGACAUCCAAAAACUGCUACAAGGAAUUCAUAGCGAAGUAUGAGCCCCUGUUCCAAGACCAAAUGAAGAAGACACCAGUGAAGAAACUGUUCGCUUCGCUCGACGAAGAACUCAGGAAUUCUGGUUACUCCAGCUUCGGAACGAAGGACAACGAUUAUGAGAGCAGUCACGAUGACGGAUCGUCAGAUAAGCAGAACGACAGCAAAAAAUCAAGGAAAAGCGCGUCUAGAACACCGACGGACUUCUCCGAAGCUGAGACCAGUUCUUCAGGUUUCGCAGACGAAACAUCGAACAGUUCUAAAUCGACGCAGACCGACUGUAUUUUAGGAUCCUUGCUCUGUUCCAUUACGGAUGGUGAAGAUUGUCGUCUUGGUGUCUACAACAUCGCAGAUAACCAUGCUAAACGCCACCCAGACUACAGAGAACUCUUCAACGAGAUUUACCAGGUUCUCAAGAAAGCUGCUGCAGAUGAUGAAGGUGUACCAACAAUACGCAAGCGAGAAUGUAAAGAUGUUUCUCUAAGUACCACAUGUUCCGAGACACAAAUGAGCAUCAGCAUCCCAGACACUCAAAGUGACGAUACAGCAAGUUUACAGUCCUCCACAAUUUCCUUAACAAUAGCUAUCCCUCAACUUAAAAAGGAAGAGACGGUAGUGAAACAGGAAGAACCCGAGAAGAAGGAAGAACCUAAGAAGAAGGAAGAACCUAAGAAGAAGGAAGAACCUGAGAAGAAAGAGGAACUGCAGAAGAAAGAAGAACCUGAAAAGAAGGUACAAGGAAAGAAGGAGCAAGGAAAGAAAGAGCAAGUGAAGAAAACCAAGCAGGAAAAGAAGACUGCUGAAAAGAAGGAGAAACAGGAGAAGAAAGACACUCAAGUCGAAGUGCCAUCACCACCAGCACCUGUUGUUGAGACACCUGCGCCAGUAGUAGUAGAAGAGCCGAAACCACAAGAGCUCGUUCUCAGACCCCUGAUCCGUGAAUCCUUCGAUUACAUCCACGUCGAGCGCCGCAAGAGGAGUUCUUCAAGGCGAAAGAACAGAAACGUUGAGCGUUCAGAUUCGCCAAUGACUCACAUAAUCGGUAGCCAACCCAUUAACUAUUCCAGUCGUCCAAACUCAGGCCGUCGGCGUAGAGAAUUAAAGUUGGCCCAGAGGACAUCGACUCCAGAGCCACCUAGCGAGAUGGCAUGGAACGGCAACACCCUGCAGUUUUGGUCGUCCAACAGGGCUAAUAUUUCAUCUCCAACCCCAAGCCAAAGCAGCGAAAGAGCGUUGUACGAGUUCAAACCAAGUGUAGCCUCUCAAGAGAUCAAGAAACUGAAGAACCUGGACAAGAGCUACGCCGAGGUGUUGAAGCUUGGAGAAGCCAGAAAAAGAGAACACCAACAGAGGCACAGAGCCACCAAAGGCACGGCACAACAUCGUUAGGUCUUCGUUUAUAAGAAGUCAAUCUGUUUCAUUUAAUUUACACGAAAUUAUUUAUUAAUAUUUUCCUUCGUCUUCGAUACUAGGCCGUCAAGUACACCGGACUUGCGGCUGUUGGAAUUAUUAACAUUGUUUUCUAAAUUUUAUAUAUUUUAUCCCAAUCCAAAUGGAAUACUCUUUCAUGUCUGUCAUCCUACUUGUAAUUAUUUCCAUUGUGUCAUCGUAUAUUAAGAUUUAGUGAAUAUAUCUUAUUUUAAACGUUUAUGUACAUUUUUUUUUUAAUUAGUUGUAGUUUUGAAAUUCCAAGCGAAAAUCCAUCGGUUUCAAUACUAAAGCCCGAAUUUCUUGUUUUAUUAUUUUUUGUGAUGUGUUACCCAAAGCUCAAUUCUAGAUUUAAAUGUGGCUUGUGGCAUCUAUUGAGUCACUUUUUCACGGAAUAAAUUAUUUCGUGGAAACUUUCGAGUGUAAUAUAUUUGAGGCGAAAUCGGAAAAGAUAAUAAUGAACAUAAUUUAUGUUUGUCAUUGAAGAUAUUUAUUCAUCAUCCAAAUAUUAAAGUUAAGAACUGAUUAUCACAUUGAUAGGCUUCCUAGCAUUCUUGAGUAUUGCGAGAAAGCCAUUGAAAAUAAUUAAUUUCACAAUACGAAACUUGGAAGUUCAAUGAAUACAUUUUUUCAAUUUCUCGAUGAAAACAUUUGAAUCGAUAGAUUAAUAUGAAUUGUAAGAAAUUCAAAUUGCAAUACUUAAGUAGGUACCGAAGAUUCUCUUACAAACCUAUGUAUUGAUUCCUUAAGGUCAUUUUUACCUAACGAAAAAGCUUCAUUAUAUCCAUGCAGAAGCUGUGUGCCAACCGUAAUUAGAGUAUUGUAACUUAAUAUAAGUUCUUUGGCCAAUUUUUAUUUUCAUUUCAUAAAGGAUUGCAUCGAGUGCGAAGAGAAAUUGUAAUGGAUUUGUGGAAUGGAAUUUGUGAAUGUAAUAUGUAUGCAAAAUGGUUUUAUAAAUCAGUGAAGCAUUUUUUUAGUAAUAUGAAUGUCAUAAACAUCUAGUGAUUACCUUUUAAAUUAUAUUUUGAUUGUUAAA
This is a messenger RNA of Harmonia axyridis, 3891 nucleotides long. It is a transcript of the gene centrocortin, whose product is annotated as triadin. The record is from RefSeq and is a predicted model, not a curated record. Bases 312 to 2816 code for a protein of 834 amino acids. The transcript has 9 exons. Lineage: Eukaryota; Metazoa; Arthropoda; Insecta; Coleoptera; Coccinellidae.